GGAUCACAGAGCUGGUGACAGCAAUGCGUUAGAAUGUGUUCUCGAGGGAUUCAUCAAGGAUACCUGAAGAAAUAUGGUGGGUUUCUCUUCAAGCAAUGGAAGGAGAAAUUCUUCUUUUUAUCGACGAAGGGAUCCUUGGCAAUCUGUCGUGACCAGGAUGCACUGCCUGAGGCUGAAAUCUCACUCCCGAGUAGCUGUAAGGCCAUCGUCAAGGGCAGCCAGAUCAGUGACCUUCCCCGGCUUCCCCUAGGAGUACACGCAGACUGCUGCUUGGCUCUGAUACUGACAGAAGGCAAGCUUCUUCUGUUGCUGGCAACAGAUGCUGAGGAUUGCAGCCAUUGGUUGAAGGUACUAAGGAAGAUGAAAGAGUCCUUUUCCCCCAAUGUGUCCUUGUGCAGGAUCCACUUUGAUAAAAGGCUCAGCAUAUCUGACUGAGAGAAAGAACAUGUUGCAAUGGAGAUGGCAUGUCAUUGUCGGGAAGCUACACCAAACAGGAGUAAAGGACGGCAGCCGAGAGGGUGCCUGCGACACGGUUGCCAGUCCAGAAAGCUUGUCCGAGCUGCCUGCCUGUUAGUGGGUGGCGCAGCCACAGGCCCCAGCCUUGGUUACAUGAUGACCUCCUCCUCUGCACCAGCCUCUGAAAGAGUUCCCCUGGAUUUCAAGGAACUUGGCAUUCACUCAUCUGACUGCUGCCAGGAUACUGAGCCAGGUCCGGGCUAUAACUCUUUUGAAUGCGAAACUAUGGAUCAGGACUUUGACACGUUUGACUUUGGUGGGUUUGCUUUCUAGAUGGUUACAAGCUACUUCAACCCUAUUCUGUCCUCUUACCUGAGCUCCAGCUGGGAAAAGCAUUAGCUAUCCAGGCCUGCAACUGGAUAAUAUUGGCAACCCUCAAAGAUUGCCUCAAAGCCUCCAGACAUUAAAUACAAACCUGCAGCAACCCUGGUUGGGGGAGUGGUGGGGGGGGGGAGAGAUAUCAAAAAGAGUCAGCAUCAACAAAAUAGUUUUCAUUUUUUUCCUUUCAAUGUUUUUAUUCAUUGGUUUAGCAACCUUGGAGAUUGGGGAUUAAGGAUUGUUUGUUUUGAUCAUGCGAUCAAAGCUCCAGGAAAAUGUUCCAUUGGAGUUGGCAUCCCUCUCGCAACAGUGUCUAUUAUUCCAUUCUGUUGGUCAUUCUACCCACACAUCUUUUGGACAAUAUCAUACAAACAAGGCCAGUGAGGGACUGCAGCAUUAAGACAGAGAAACUAAUUGGAAGCUUCCUCAACAACACAACAAACAUAAUGUAGAAGCGAACAAAGGGGCCAGUGCUGUUUCUCACUUUGCCAUGUGUACAAAAUAAUUGAUGCACUAACCUACAGAACAACCGUUGCAGUAUUUCAAAUUAAUCCUUCCUUAACCACAUGUAGGGAAUUCCGAUGGUUGAUAAGCUGCUUAAACUGCAAUAUAAAUGCAAGCAUGUCGUUUGGAACUGCACAAUUAGGGAGAGUAUUUUGAAAUUGAAUAGAAUAUUGUUCCCCUUAUAUAUCAAUAAGAAUAAAUAUGUGAUGCUUCUUUAAUUUGAUUAACUUUCUCAAGCUGCUUUGCAUGAGCGUAAUUGAACAACAGACCAAAGAAGGUGAUCAUAGAAUAGGGGAAGAAACAUUUGAACAAGGAGUUAGGUAAAUUAACUCAAAGAGGCUGGUAUCCCGUCAUUCAGUCAUCCUCUAUUUAUAUGUGCAUAGUACUUGACACUGAUCCGUUUUCCUCAGAAUCAGCUUCCAGAGUCGAGCCAGGGCUCCCUGAUUGGACCAGGUUAACAGCCCCAAUCAGGGAACUCAUAUUCUAUGAGGUCCAACUGUCUGAC
This is a messenger RNA of Chiloscyllium plagiosum (whitespotted bambooshark), 1843 nucleotides long. RefSeq lists its product as uncharacterized. NCBI's taxonomy places the organism in Eukaryota, Metazoa, Chordata, Chondrichthyes, Orectolobiformes, Hemiscylliidae. Gene Ontology annotation, biological process: regulation of cell differentiation. Gene Ontology annotation, cellular component: membrane. The record is from RefSeq and is a predicted model, not a curated record.